Messenger RNA from Hemicordylus capensis (graceful crag lizard), 2696 nucleotides. RefSeq names its product hes related family bHLH transcription factor with YRPW motif 2 (gene HEY2). Gene Ontology annotation, molecular function: protein dimerization activity; DNA-binding transcription factor activity, RNA polymerase II-specific; RNA polymerase II cis-regulatory region sequence-specific DNA binding. Lineage: Eukaryota; Metazoa; Chordata; Lepidosauria; Squamata; Cordylidae. The transcript is spliced from 5 exons. The coding region runs from base 315 to 1316 and encodes 333 amino acids. Gene Ontology annotation, biological process: Notch signaling pathway; anterior/posterior pattern specification; circulatory system development. The record is from RefSeq and is a predicted model, not a curated record. Gene Ontology annotation, cellular component: nucleus.
GCGCUUUAGCCAAUGAAGAGGGGAAUACAGAAGCUGCGGGGGAAGGAGGCCUGUCACUCACGCCCCCGCUCCUCCAAUCCAGCCUCUCAGCCGGGGGGAGGGGAGGGGCUUCAGCGGGCCGUGGGCGGGUCCGCGCGCUUGAGGCUGAGCUGCAGCGUGGGAAAGCAUUUCAGAGAUCUACUCGGUUUGCUGGCGCCGGCUGGGGUGGGAUAGGCGGCUUAGUCCAGAGGCUGCCCCAAAAGGAAAGCGAAAACCCCCUUGGUUCUUGUUAUUUUUCUUCUGAUUUGGAAGCUGGACUGUCUCCUUCGGCUACAAUGAAGCGGCCUUGCGAGGAAACUACCUCAGACAGCGAUAUGGACGAAACUAUAGACGUGGGGAGUGAAAAUAAUUACUCUGGGCAUAGUGCCAGUUCUGUGAUCCGAUCAAAUUCUCCUACGACUACAUCUCAGAUUAUGGCCAGGAAAAAAAGAAGAGGGAUUAUAGAGAAAAGGCGCCGGGAUCGUAUAAAUAACAGCUUAUCCGAAUUGAGACGGCUUGUGCCAACGGCUUUUGAAAAACAAGGAUCUGCCAAAUUAGAAAAAGCAGAAAUUCUGCAAAUGACAGUGGAUCAUUUGAAGAUGCUCCAGGCAACUGGCGGCAAAGGUUAUUUUGAUGUUCACACCCUUGCCAUGGAUUUCAUUAGCAUUGGGUUUCGAGAGUGUUUAACUGAAGUUGCAAGAUACCUGAGCUCUGUGGAAGGUCUGGAUACAUCUGACCCUCUAAGAGUUCGACUAGUUUCUCAUCUUAGCUCAUGUGCUUCUCAGCGAGAAGCUGCUGCAAUGACCUCAUCUAUGGCAAAUCACCACCAUCCUUUGCAUCCUCACCACUGGGCAGCAGCCUUCCACCAUCUCCCUACAGCUUUAUUACAACAGAAUGGACUACAUUCCUCUGACAUCUCCCCUUGCAGACUCUCAACAGCAUCAGAACUGCCUCCGCAUGGAUCUGCUCUACUCACAGCCACUUUUGCUCAUGCUGAUUCCACGCUUAGAGUGCCCUCUGCUGGCAGUGUCGCUCCCUGCGUCCCACCACUUUCUACCUCUCUUCUUUCGCUCUCAGCCACUGUACAUGCUGCCGCUGCAGCAGCUGCCCAGAGUUUCCCCUUGUCCUUCGCUGGGGCAUUCCCAAUGCUUCCACCUAAUGCAGCAGCAGCAGUGGCUGCUGCAACAGCAAUCAGCCCACCAUUGUCUAUAUCGGCAACUUCCAGCCCUCAGCAAGUCAGUGGUAAUGGAAACAGUAAACCCUACCGGCCCUGGGGAACUGAAGUUGGAGCAUUCUAGAUCCUCCAUUCACAAGCCUUCCUGGGACCUACUUUGCUGUUACAAGAGCUAGAUCUUCACACAAAGUGUAGACAAAAGGUUAACAGGUCAAGGAGCCUUAUGGAUUCCCAAAAGCCAGAUGCAAAACUGUUGUGCCUUAAGAUGUCAAAAUGGACCUGAGGUAUUGCUUCUCUGUCUGCAUCAGGCAGUAUACGGACAACAGUGAUCUUCCAGUGACUCCCACAUCACCUUGUAGAAAUUUAUAAAUUGAGAAAUUUAUAAACUGUAGAAUUAAUCAUCUUGCCACACGGUUGUAUUUGUCAAGGGCAUGAUGACUUAUAUCUUUAAAAAUCCUUUCUGAAAAAUGAACACAAAGUUCAAAAUGCAUAAGUGCCUGAUCUCUUCCAAAUGUGUGGUAUGUGCUUGUGUGCAUGUGCUUUCCUCUCUAAGGCAAAUAAUAUUGUAGAGGUAUGAAAAGGAUACUGGAGGGAAGAGCAGAGUUUCAAAAUCAUGUGACAAGAUCCAGAAAAGAAUCCAGUUGGUGAACUGUAUGCAUGUGGAAGCUGCAGUCCUUUGGCAUCAGUAGGAUUUAAGCAAAUUCACUGUGUGCAGGAUUGCAAAUGCAAUAACCAAACGGAGGGUUGCCUACUUUAAUUUUACCUAGUGUACUUUCUUUGUGCAGGCUUCUCAAAUGGUGACAUGCAGUGACAAAAGCACCAAUCUUUCCAGGUUGGUUAACAUACUGAAAGCCUCAUGGUGCUCUUUAAACAAGCUUUCUAUAAUUAUAUCCAAGUCAGUGUAAACACCAGGAUAGUUGUUCUGUGCCAACAGAAUGUAGUUAGGCAUAUUCAUGGUUGGCUUGUUGAGUUCCUUUUGGAGAGGCUAAAAGGCAGCAUCUUCUUGACAGAAUGCAAUUUUUCCCCUCUGUUGGGAAUCAUUUUUUUCCUGGGCAUGACUGAGUAGUUAGUGUGGGCAAGAGGAUCCUUUUAGUUGGCUUUUUCCACUGCCUGUGUUUUCAUAUGGGUUCUAUUCUCAACCCAAAUGAACAUGUUAAGAAGAUGUAAGCCAGGCAAACAGUGCUGCAAAACAAGUUCUGCUUCUUAAAAAUUACAGCAACGUGAAAUAACCUAAGUCUUUUAAUUCAUUGAUUCAAGAGCUAAAGAGUUUAUGUUGGGGAAGUUAAAUAAAAGCACAGCAUGUAUUAUUAUGCACUUCAUUUCUCUGCUGUGUGGAGAAAGCAAUAAACAUUGAGAAUGUUAAACAUUAUGCAAAAUAUACUUUUAAACUAUUUGUUUUAAAAAUACUGUUCCUAGUUGGGGGGGGGAAUUGUGCAUUAUUUUGUUAACCAUUUUUCUAUGCAAAAGUCUUUACAUAUCACUAAUUAAAUGAAGUCCUUUUUGA